CGUUGCUUGCUUACUCUCUCUCUCUCUCCGGCAGGAAGAUGGUGUCUGUCAGUAUGCGGUCGUGUGUGUUGUCGGUUUUAGUCCUGAACGUUUUCUACGACGUCGUCUCGUCGUUGUACUUUCACAUCGGAGAGACCGAGAAGAAGUGUUUCAUAGAGGAGAUCCCGGACGAGACGAUGAUUAUCGGUAACUAUCGGACUCAGCUGUACGAUAAACAGAGAGAAGAGUACCUGCCGGCCACUCAGGGUCUCGGCAUGUUCGUGGAAGUCAAAGAUCCGGAUGACAAGGUGAUUCUGUCUCGGCAGUACGGCUCGGAGGGAAGGUUCACCUUCACGUCACACACACCUGGAGAGCACCAGAUCUGUCUGCACUCCAACUCCUCCAAGUUCUCGCUGUUCGCCGGAGGCAUGCUGAGGGUUCACCUGGACAUCCAGGUGGGAGAGCACGCCAACAACUACGCCGAGAUCGCCGCCAAGGACAAACUGACGGAGCUGCAGCUGCGCGUGCGCCAGCUGGUGGAGCAGGUGGACCAGAUCCAGAAGGAGCAGAACUACCAGAGGUACCGGGAGGAGCGUUUCCGUCAGACCAGCGAGAGCACCAACCAGCGCGUCCUCUGGUGGUCCAUCGUCCAGACACUCAUCCUGGUCGCCAUCGGCAUCUGGCAGAUGAGACACCUCAAGAGCUUCUUCGAGGCCAAGAAGCUGGUCUAACUUCUCACUGAGCGUGUGUGUGUGUGUGUGUGUGUGUCUGUGUGUGUGUGUGUGUGUGUGUGUGUGUGUGUGUGUGUGUCUGUGGGUGUGUGUG
Messenger RNA from Perca fluviatilis (European perch), 804 nucleotides. RefSeq names its product transmembrane p24 trafficking protein 9 (gene tmed9). Gene Ontology annotation, biological process: intracellular protein transport; endoplasmic reticulum to Golgi vesicle-mediated transport; COPI coating of Golgi vesicle. NCBI's taxonomy places the organism in Eukaryota, Metazoa, Chordata, Actinopteri, Perciformes, Percidae. The record is from RefSeq and is a predicted model, not a curated record. The transcript is spliced from 5 exons. Gene Ontology annotation, cellular component: endoplasmic reticulum-Golgi intermediate compartment; Golgi apparatus; endoplasmic reticulum. Bases 39 to 710 code for a protein of 223 amino acids.